GUUAUUUUUGAAACACCUGUCACAGGCGACAGUCGUACACAACAAUAAAUAAAUAAAAAAAUAUAAAAAUAGGAAAUUAAAAAAUUGUAAAAAAGAAAACAGCACCACCAUCGAAAUUUCCACUCACACAAAGAGAAAAGAUGAAGAUUUAUGAGGAGGUGAUAUAUACGGAUCAACUUCUGCACCACCGAACUGUGGGUAGCCAGAUCGAGGAGACGCGUCGAACUUGGGAGCAGCGGUGCUCAUGGUUUCCAACGGCCCAGAGGGAAUUUUACGGGCAUUAUGCCCAGAUUUACAAGGAGUGUUUGAGGACGUACGGCAACGAUCACUUCGAGUACUAUGCGAAAAGGAAUCGCCUGAGGGAAGAGUUUAGGCGCGAGACCAAAUCGUACAGAGAGAGUAAGACACGGGACUCUGAAAUAUCUAUGGAUCACGUAGCCCUUUACAAAGCGACUGCAACUUCCAAUGCAGAAUAUGGUAGUGUUCGGCCAAUGCUCCUCUUCAAGGCAUUUUAGAGCCUCAUCCCAUCCUCAAUCCGAACUUAGUCUGGCUUACAAGCUUUAGGGCAGGUGUACACUGUGCCGUUGGUUCCAAAGAGUAAACACGCAUAAAUGUGCUCCUCCGCCUAUAUACGUUUAGACCAAUAAAUCCUGUACAGUGUAAA
Drosophila biarmipes is the source of this 664-nucleotide messenger RNA. RefSeq lists its product as uncharacterized. The transcript has a single exon. The coding region runs from base 141 to 515 and encodes 124 amino acids. Lineage: Eukaryota; Metazoa; Arthropoda; Insecta; Diptera; Drosophilidae. The record is from RefSeq and is a predicted model, not a curated record.